Messenger RNA from Spodoptera frugiperda (fall armyworm), 2206 nucleotides. It is a transcript of the gene Y-d, whose product is annotated as protein yellow. The record is from RefSeq and is a predicted model, not a curated record. The transcript has 7 exons. The coding region runs from base 296 to 1810 and encodes 504 amino acids. Lineage: Eukaryota; Metazoa; Arthropoda; Insecta; Lepidoptera; Noctuidae. Gene Ontology annotation, cellular component: extracellular region.
UUUUGAAUGAAAAAAGAGUAGCGACAGACGUCCCGCGAUGUAAACUCCAUUUCGUUCGCGUGACUUUCAUUAUAUUUCCUUACAACGAGAUAAUUUACUAUUGCAAUAUACACCUAAUACCUAUACUAAUAAGAUAGUAAUUUUAAUAAAUAAUGUGAACUGUGAAAUAAUUUAUUAAUACCAGUGCAUAUCGACAGAGGUUUUCCUGAAUACUAAUUAAUUUUAGAUAUCUAUGCAAUAUUUGACAAGGUUAAAUAAUUUAAUGUGAAAAAUAUUAAAAUACAAAGUGUUGUGAAUGGGGUUUCAAAAACUGUGUUUUGUUAGUGGACAAUUAAUAUUGUUGGUGAUAUUUUGUAUUUAUGUGAAACCAGUAACCAUGGUUGGGUUUUUCGAACGUGAGGAGUACUGCGGUGUUUUGUUGAGUCAAUAUGAUCCCCAUUUGCUGGACACUUUCAAAUUGGAAAUGUCGCAAGGAAUCGAGAGGUUUUUCUUGUUAUCCUACUGCCUGGCAUGUUGCUGGCCCGGGCUGGGUGCCAAGUCUGACCUGCGAGUGGUGAGACAAUGGGCAGAACUGGACUUCGUGUUCCCCAGCGAAGAAGCCAAACAAAUAGCUAUUGAAAAGCGCUACUAUGUACCUGGAAUGUCUGUGCCCAUAGACGUCGAUGUGCAUCAUAGGCAAGGCCCAUAUCCAUCCCGUAUCUUCGUGACAAACCCUAGGUUCGACGAAGGUCGGCCGAUCACAUUGGGUACCGUGGAUGAAACCGGCAAGAUUGUCGCCUACCCAGACUACUCCUGGCAUGACAACCAGGGAUUCAACUGCGGCGGCAUGACCUCCGUGUUCAGAGUUGCUAUUGAUGAAUGUCAGCGGCUCUGGGUGAUGGACGCCGGUAAAAUAGGAGACAAGCAGGUGUGUCCGCCUCAACUGCUCGCCUUCGACCUGACAACCGACCAGCUCAUCUACCGCCACGUUGUCAACGCCUCCAACUAUGUAGAAUCAUCCCUGUAUAUCACUCCUAUCGUGGACGUGCGACCCCGUGGGCCUGGUGACUGCGCAAACACGUACGUGUAUGUAGCCGAUGUGUCUGCCUACAGUGUCCUAGUGGUCGAUGUGAUGAGAGACCAGGCCUGGCGCACCACACACCGACUUUUCUACCCCUUCCCAUCUCGAGGAACAUUCACAAUUGACGGGGAAAGCUUCGAUCUGAUGGACGGUGUAUUGGGUAUGGCUCUCUCCCCAUACCACCAUGGCAGAGACCGCUUCCUCUACUUCCACUCGCUCGCUUCCACCACGGAGAACGUAGUGAACACCAAGAUCCUCAGGAACAAUUCUUACAUGCAUGACCCUACCAUUGACCCGGACGCAAUUUAUGUAUUCCCGAAAGAGCGUUCAUCACAAUCAGCAGCUGAAGCCAUAGACCGCAACGGCAUUAUGUACUUCGGCCUCAUGGACCCACCCAGUAUACUGUGUUGGAAUACUGCCACCGAAUUCUCUUCUCACAAUUUCCACACAGUAGCUGCCGAUAGGGAAACCCUACAGUUCGCAAGUGGUGUAAAAAUCGUAUUGAACGCUAGAGGAGAAGAGGAGCUGUGGGUAUUAACAUCGAGUUUCCAAAGAAUAAUGACAGGAUCGAUUACAUCAGAGAGAAUAAACUACAGGAUACAUGCUGAGAAAGUCCCAAUUAUCUUAGCGAACUCUCCGUGCAAGAAUUCCCCAAAUGGUCAAAAAGGCUAUCAUGUGAACCUCGUGGACAAGUCUUCGGACGGACACACAUAUCGGCCGCACAGAUAUGGCAGCGCGUCGUAUCUCUAGAGAUUAAUGCCAUGUCCGACCGAUUGCUUAAGAAAUUUGUGAGAAAUAAUAAGCCAUAAAACAUUUAAGUUACUACGUUGUCAUCAUGACUUGUUCACAGACCUUUCUUAUAACUAAGGCUACGGUUGUAGCCAGGUGAAACCGUGAAGUGUCAUCUUAAUGUAAUUUAUUUAACAACUGACACGCAAUCGGUACCGACUGAAACCUUAGCAUAGAACGUUUUCUAGACGCGCUUAUUGUGUUUUAUUUUAUGUAAAACGAUUUAAAUAUUUUAACAUGUUUGAACACCAAAGUCAUUUCUUAAAUUCUAAUGUCCCGUUAGUAUUUCAAUGUUAUUUAAGUUACCUAUGUUAUGUAACCAAUUUAUUAUUAAAUAAUAAUACGUUUUAAACAUUA